AUGUCGGCCACCGCUCACGCAUCCAAGACCUACUCUUUCUCCGGUGACAACCUUGACGACAUCCUUGGAGAAAUAGCCAUGGCCAUCCCUAUGCUCCUGGCGCUCACUAUCUGCCCGGCGAUACUAGGGACACAAGAGGCAAUUCGCCAGAGUCAGUCCAAGAAUGAACGGGAGGAGCAUCGCGCACGGCGGUGUAACUUGGUGGUCUCGUGCGUGAAGCAGUCGAUUCGAAGCCGUGACAUCAACGGGAAGCUGGUGGUCUUGAAAGACAACAAGCUUUAUAUCACUACAACACCGACAUUAAGUGACGACGAAGAGGCUCUUCCAGCCAAGGCCGGGUACCCAUUCUCUGGAUACUACUUGCCAUAUCCCGACACGCCAUACGAAGGCAUAGUCAGCACCGUGAGCGAUGAUCCUCCCAUGCUGAACUGGAUAUACGUCGACAAGAACACGUACGAAGUCAAAUACGGCCUCCGAGUUGAUGCGCAGGACCACAUCACCGGGCCUUUUGAUUGCACUCGGCAAGACCGGCGCAUGACACUAGAGGGCUGGGAAGGCUUCGCAGCCGCUGAGGAGUUUCCCGGUGUAUGGGCUCUCUAUUUCGAUCGGGACGACGAUGGUCUGGUCACGAAAGUCCCGAUGGGCACCCGAGUGCUCGAGGUCGAGCUGACCCGGAGAGAGAAGAAGGAGCGCAAGCCCGAGCCCGAUCCGAGUCAGGCGCAGACACUGGACGAGAAGAUGAAGCAGCACAAGGAAAAUACGCAGAAAGAGGAGGAAGACAGACAAGCUUUCUACCAGACCGAGGAUCUGCAAGCCCAGGCUAAUGAGCAGCCUGCAGCGGUGCAGCAGGAAGACACUCCAGCUGCUAUAGAGGGACGGAUAGGCCAACUCAGUAUCGACGCGAAAGCCUCUUCGAACUUGCAAGAGCAUCUCUCACCAACUACGACUCGCUCACCCAGCGCACUGACGGACAACCUCUCUCUCUGGUCUGCCGCAAGGGGAGCGGGUGAGGCUGACGACACAGUCUCCGUCACAGUAGCUAGCUCUGUCAUGGACAGGAACGAUGCCCCUGAGGCUGGCGCAGCAGAAACAGAAGAUCAGGGGUACAAGAAGCCGUAUGUAGAGGAGGCUGUUGCCGAUGAUGCGGAAGACGAUGAUGUCGAUAGAUAG
This is a messenger RNA of Anthostomella pinea, 1170 nucleotides long. Lineage: Eukaryota; Fungi; Ascomycota; Sordariomycetes; Xylariales; Xylariaceae. The record is from the annotation of a GenBank genome assembly.